CUUAUUUUCCAAAGCACCGGAACGCAGAAUAAGAAGCAACGGAUAGAACCUAAUUAAGGAGAGAAGCAACCUGGAAUUAAGGAGAAACUUCCUAACAGUGAGAACAAUUAACCAGUGGAACGGCUUGCCACCAGAAGUUGUGGGCGCUUCAACACUGGAGGUUUUCAAGAAGAGACUGGACAGACGCUUGUCUGAAAUGAUCUAGGAUAGUGGUGGGAUUCAGCCAGUUCGCGCCACUUCGGGGGAAACGGUUGUUGACUUUCUGAGCAGUUGGGUGAACUGGUUGUUGGAAGAAAUCAUUAGGGCAGAAAACCGGUUGUUUAAUUAUUUGAAUCCCACCACUGGCCUAGGGUCUCCUGCUCAAGCAGGGGGUUGGACUAGAAGACCUCCGAGGUCCCUUCCAGCUCUAUUCUGACUGAGAUCGAUUGAUAACCGUUUAAGGUGCGGCCGCUGGUCAGUUCUGAAUUUACAGGAGCAUUAUCUUGCUUGGAGGUGGCUCAAGGGCGCGGCCAGGAGAACGCUACGGAGGUGCCACCAUCCAGGUCCUCACCCCAAAAUGCCACCCCGACCCCUCCCUCGGAGACCCUCCCCAAGUGGAGAAGGACGGUUCUAUUGUGUCUUUGGGCUUCUUUAGCCUGGGCCUUGACUGUCCCGUCCUGGAGACCAGGGGCACCCUCUCUGCGCUGGCUUGUCCCUUCGGAGAGGCUGGCAUGAUGCCAGGGCCAGUGAUUUGGCAAAGGUGGCACGUGGUAUCCAGGUACGUGUGUGGGGGGGGUGUUCGUCAGUGGAAAAGUACAGAGAGGACAGGAGGGAUUGGGGGUGCGGAAAGAGGGAGACGGGGAGGGCAUUUUCUCUUUAAAAAGGAGCCCGUCCCGCUCUCAAAAUCCAGAGACCGGGCGUAACGUCUGAUUCGACUAACUGACUUUGAAAGAAGCCAGCUUGGUAAAGAGAGGCCAGUCGGACGGGCAGGCAGACAAGCCAGGAUAAGAAAGCCACCGAAGUUGAAGCCAGACAAGCAUCAUGGAAGGCACCAACAGCGCACUCGAGGAGGCUAUCGAAACCAUAGUGAAGUGUUACAACAAAUACUCCAGCAAAAAACUCAUCGUGGCCGGAAAAGUGGGGAUCAAAAAGUCCGAGUUCAAAAAGAUGCUCCAAAAUGAGCUGAACCACAUCUUGACGAACACCCACAACAAGAAGGAGGUGGAAAAAGUGUUCAAGGACCUGGAUCGCGAUGGGGACGGGGUGAUCGAUUUCGACGAAUAUUGGGAUCUGAUCGGGAGCAUUGUGAAGCCCAUCGCCUGCUAUAUGAAAGAAUAGGUGGAAAUUAAAGGCGGCCGCUGAACCCAAGGAAAAUAAUCCACUGUAAUGACCCCAAAGCCCUUCGGCCGCCAUUUCUAUCCCCCUAAAUUCCCUGCAUUUUGGAGCCGCUAGUCUUAAGAAUACCCCACGUGGGGCAGGGGAAAUUCGGGGCAGGGGAGCCUCAGAAAUUAAGGGAGCUGUCAAACUGUGAUUUAUACUGCAAUAAAGCUUGGCGCCUCAAAACCCAGAAUUGCUUCUACUUUCUUUGUGAACUCUUUCUCCUCCAACAAGCUUCCGGUCCUCAUCGAGGACGGACGAGGCCAACUGUUGUCUCUCUGCAACAAAACGCACGUCGUCCCCCGACUUACAACGUCCCCCACUGAAGUUAAGCAGAAGAGUUUUUUAAAAUAAAAUAGAUUAAACAUUUACUUUUGUGGCCUCCCCCACCCCGCAUCUGGUGGCAGGGAGUUCCGGAGCCUAACUACUGCAUUUCCUUCCCCAAAAAAGCCAAUAGACUCCUUGGUGAUAGAAUCAAGAGGCAUAGAUAGAA
Ahaetulla prasina is the source of this 1849-nucleotide messenger RNA. Its product is annotated as protein S100-A16-like. The transcript is spliced from 3 exons. The record is from RefSeq and is a predicted model, not a curated record. NCBI's taxonomy places the organism in Eukaryota, Metazoa, Chordata, Lepidosauria, Squamata, Colubridae. Gene Ontology annotation, cellular component: perinuclear region of cytoplasm. The coding region runs from base 1021 to 1317 and encodes 98 amino acids. Gene Ontology annotation, molecular function: transition metal ion binding; calcium ion binding.